GACGCCGACGACUGGGGCGUCGCCACGAGACUCGUGCACCCGGCGAACACGCUGGAAGACCCGUUCAUGGCGUCCGCGCCGCCGCUGUACCAGACCGCGACGUUCGCGCAGCCGAGCGCGACGACGAACGGGCCGUACGACUACACCAGGAGCGGCAACCCGACCAGGGAUCUCCUCGAGAUGCAGAUGGCGGAGCUCGAGGGCGCCGACCGCGCGUUCGCCUUCUCCUCCGGCAUGUCCGCGCUGAUGACCGUGACGAGGCUCGUCAAGUCGGGCGAGAGGAUCGUCACCGGGGACGACAUCUACGGCGGCACGUCGCGGUUGCUCGCGCAGGUGGUCCCGAAGGUUGGCAUCGAGGUGGUGAACGUGGACAUGAACGAUCUCGACGCGGUUUACCGAGCCGUCGACGGCGGGAACACGACGAUGGUGAUGCUCGAGUCCCCGACGAACCCGCGUCUGCAGAUCACGGACAUCCGCGCGAUAAGCGAUCACGCGCACGAGAGAGGCGCGCUGGUGUGCGUGGACAACAGCAUCAUGGCGCCGGUGUUCCAGUCCCCGCUCGCGCUCGGCGCGGACAUCUCGAUGACGUCGGCGACGAAGUUCAUCGCCGGGCACUCCGACGUCACCGGCGGGAUACUCGCGGUGAAGGGCGAGGCGCUCGCGAAGGAGGUUUACUUCCACCAGAACGCGGAAGGGACGCUCCUCGGGCCGUUCGACUGCUGGCUCGCCCUGCGCGGGCUGAAGACGAUGUCGCUGCGGAUGACGAAGCAGCAAGAGAACGCCGUCGCCAUCGCGCGGUGGCUCGAGUCGCAUCCGCUGGUGACGUACGUAAACUACCCCGGUCUCGAGAGCAACGCCGGGCACGCGCUGCACGCGUCGCAAGCGCGCGGCGGGGGCAGCAUCUUAUCGUUCGCGACCGGCGACGUCGAGCUGUCGAAGAUCAUCGUCGAGGAGUCCAAGCUGUUCAAGAUCACCGUCUCUUUCGGCGGCGUGAGUUCGCUCAUCUCGUUGCCGUGCUUCAUGUCGCACGCGUCCAUACCGGCGGAGACGCGCGCCGCGAGGGGGCUCCCGGACGACCUCGUGCGGAUAAGCACCGGGAUCGAGGACGCGAAGGAUCUGCUCGUGGACCUGGAG
Micromonas pusilla CCMP1545 is the source of this 1134-nucleotide messenger RNA. RefSeq lists its product as uncharacterized. Gene Ontology annotation, molecular function: pyridoxal phosphate binding. Gene Ontology annotation, cellular component: cytoplasm. The record is from RefSeq and is a predicted model, not a curated record. The transcript has a single exon. NCBI's taxonomy places the organism in Eukaryota, Viridiplantae, Chlorophyta, Mamiellophyceae, Mamiellales, Mamiellaceae. The annotation marks the transcript as partial. Gene Ontology annotation, biological process: transsulfuration; 'de novo' L-methionine biosynthetic process.